GUAUGCAAGGCAGAUCAGCACAUCGUCGUGACCGAAGCCGUUGGAUAUCUUCACGCGUGUAUAGAUUCGUAUGGCGAGAACAACCCCUGCUAAACUCAACAGAAGUAACCCGACAAUGAUGUUGUUUGGCCCGCGAGUUUCUGGAUCUACGUGAUUUGAUGGAGGCCAGGAGGCAGUUAUCUCUGCUGUGAUCCGCAUGCUGUGUCUGAAGGUGUAGCAGGAAGGGCCAGAGUGCGGGUUCCACGCAAGCCGAGAUGCUGGUCGGCCUAGGCCAGGGCUUCGACGAGGACGUCUAAUGGGCAGCGGUACAAAUAUACCAUGUUUCUUGACCAAGACCUCGAACAGCUAUGUUGAAUAUAUCUUGUGAUCCAAUACUGACAGACGUGAGUCGAUAGGUAGGCGAAGGUAACGGUGAAGUAACAAGUGAAUGGAUGAUGCAAGUGCAACAGGGGACUCCCAGGACUUGUCGUUGAAUCCAGCUGGUGACCAGGUGCCAGCCGAGAUCCGGCCCGCCACUACGCCUUACCUAAUGGGAGCUAGUGCCACCCCGCCAAAUCCACCCACAAAAAUUCCUGGGAUUCGCAAAAUCACUUUUGAUCUUGAAUUCUCGGCUUUCUCCUCGUAAACGACCGACGCAAAACCACACCUAUAGAAGAAAUAUCUACAGGAAGACGGCAAAAUGUCCAAGAUCUCCGUCGCCGGUGUGCGUCAGCACGUCGCUGAACUCCUCGAGUACAGCAAUGAGACCAAGAAGCGUAACUUCUUGGAGACUGUCGAGCUCCAGAUCGGUCUCAAGAACUACGACCCCCAGCGUGACAAGCGUUUCUCCGGCACCGUCAAGCUCCCCACCGUCCCCCGCCCCAACAUGAGCAUCUGCAUCUUGGGUGACCAGUACGAUAUCGAUCGUGCGAAGCACGGCGGUGUUGACGCCAUGAGCGCCGACGAUCUCAAGAAGCUCAACAAGAACAAGAAGCUCAUUAAGAAGCUUGCCCGCAAGUACGAUGCCUUCGUUGCUUCCGACACCCUCAUCAAGCAGAUUCCCCGUCUGUUGGGUCCCGGUCUCUCCAAGGCUGGCAAGUUCCCUACCCCCGUCUCCCACAGCGAUGAUCUCUCCGCCAGAAUCACCGAGGUCAAGUCCACCGUCAAGUUCCAGCUCAAGAAGGUUCUUUGCAUGGGUGUUGCCGUUGGCAACGUUGGCAUGACCCAGGAGCAGCUGAUUGCCAACAUCAUGUUGGCCAUCAACUACCUCGUCUCCCUCCUCAAGAAGGGCUGGCAGAACGUUGGUAGCCUUACCAUCAAGGCUACCAUGUCUCCUCCCCGCCGCCUCUACUAAACUGGGAGGUCAAGUGGUGUUGACCGGGUCUGGAGGGUUACGCUGUUCAGAUCCUUUUUUGAUUCGGGCGUAGAUAUGAUGGCAUGAAGUCACAGUAAUGAAAUCAGAUUUAGCCUGCCUUUUUCUCACUACCA
Messenger RNA from Podospora bellae-mahoneyi, 1467 nucleotides. RefSeq names its product 60S ribosomal protein L10A. The transcript is spliced from 5 exons. The coding region runs from base 680 to 1333 and encodes 217 amino acids. Gene Ontology annotation, biological process: translation; maturation of LSU-rRNA. The record is from RefSeq and is a predicted model, not a curated record. Gene Ontology annotation, molecular function: structural constituent of ribosome; RNA binding. NCBI's taxonomy places the organism in Eukaryota, Fungi, Ascomycota, Sordariomycetes, Sordariales, Podosporaceae. Gene Ontology annotation, cellular component: cytosolic large ribosomal subunit.